Molecule: messenger RNA, 3732 nt
Organism: Nymphaea colorata (pocket water lily)
Lineage: Eukaryota; Viridiplantae; Streptophyta; Magnoliopsida; Nymphaeales; Nymphaeaceae
Product: protein argonaute 2-like
Exons: 3
Coding region: 46-3441 (1131 amino acids)
Biological process (GO): regulatory ncRNA-mediated post-transcriptional gene silencing
Cellular component (GO): cytoplasm
Molecular function (GO): RNA binding; protein binding
Source: RefSeq, a predicted model, not a curated record
GGAUCAGUCGGUUUUCGCUUCCCCUGGUCAGUGAGAGGAGAGGAAAUGGAGAGUCAGCGGAGAGGAAGAGGAGGAGGCGGAAGAGGUAGAGGAGGUAGAAGAGGAGGAGCAGGUGGAGAAGGGGGAGGAGGAGGUAGAAGAGGAGGAGCAGGUGGAGAAGGGAGAGGUACAGGGGGAGGAGGAAGAGGUGGAGAAUUCUAUCGCGGCAGAGGAGGAGGUAAUGGAGAAUUCAAUGGUGGAAGAGGAGGAGGAAACUCCAGCAGCGAAGGCUCGUGGGGAAGAAGAGGCUGGGAAUUCGUUGAAGGAAGGAGAGAAGCAGGUGGAAACUUCGAUGGUGGACGAGGAGGUGGAAACUCCAGCAGCGAAGGCUCGUGGGGAAGAAGAGGCUGGGAAUUCGUUGAAGGAAGGAGAGAAGCAGGUGGAAACUUCGAUGGUGGACGAGGAGGUGGAAACUCCAGCAGCGAAGGCUCGUGGGGAAGAAGAGGCUGGGAAUUCGUUGAAGGAAGGAGAGAAGCAGGUGGAAACUUCGAUGGUGGACGAGGAGGUGGAAUGAGAGGGGGGUUCAGCAGAGGAGGGGCCUUGGGAAGAGGAGGUGGUGGGAAUUUCGUUGGUGGAAGCUCCGGCGGUGGAGAUGCUUGGGGAAGAGGAGGUGGUGAAAAAGGAGGAGGUGCUGGAGGCUCCGGUGCUGGAGGCUCCAGUGCUGGAGGUGCAGCAUCAAUAAAAGGAGGAGGAGGAGGAGGAUGCCCAGUUACUCAGAAGCUCGAGCCACCAACUUCCCAGCUGAGCCUCCUGCGUUUAUCUGGAGAAACUUCCGGAGUUUCAGUCUUGAAACCGGUGGACAGGCCGGAUUCCGGUGGAACUCGCUGUUCCCGAUCCAUACUGCUCCUUGCUAACCACUUCCGCGUGGAAUUCGAUCCCAACCGUAGCAUCUAUCACUAUGAUGUCACGGUAGCAUCUGUGAAGGAGAAUGCAGGAGAAGGAUCAUCGACCGCAGCAUUAGGUACUGGAACUAAUGCCCGGGUAAGCAAAUCCGACACCCGCUUGGUUGUGAAGAGGGUUUUUGCAGACAAUCCACGGUUUUUUUCGGCCCUGCAAGUUGGCUAUGAUGGAGAAAAGAGUAUGUAUAGUCCAAGGCCAUUGCAGGAAGGCUCGUACACGGUGAAGAUAUCAAAAGGCACCGAUCUCCGUGAGUACAAAUGCACCUUAAAAUUUGCAGCCAAGAUCGAUCUCGUUCAUCUCUAUAAGUAUUUGGAGCGGUCGACAACCGCCACGAUUGAGAAUGCAAUCCAAGCACUUGAAGUUGUCAUGAGGGAGUACCCUGCUAAUUGCAGAAUUGCUCGUGGCCGAAACUUUUACUCCGCGGCUGAAGUCACUGAUCUAGGGAGUGGUGUUAAAGCAUUGAACGGUUUCUUUCAGAGCCUCCGGCCGACGGCGCAGGGCUUAGCUCUCAAUGUGGACUUCUCAGUCAUGACUUUUUAUAAGAGCAUUCCAGUGAUUGAUUUCCUUGAUCAGAAUUUGGGCCUGCAACUCAAUAGUGCACCUGUUUGCAUGAAUGGUUAUGAAAUGAGGAAAUGGGAGAAAAUCCUGAAGGGUCUGAAGGUAAGAGUUACUCACAGAAAUACGAACGAGGUGACAUACACCAUAUUCGGUUUAUCGAAGCGGUCAGCUAGGGAGGAAACGUUUGAUCUCUUUGAUGUCAGAGGUAGAUCUUCGAACAAGAACAAUGCCGGGAGCACAACUGCCAGAAAUCCUAAGAAGGCAACAACAAUCGAGAAGUAUUUCUAUGACCAAUACAAGGUGCAAUUAAAAUAUUGGUACCUCCCCUGCUUAAAUUUGAGCAAGAAGUCUGCUACCUAUGUGCCUAUGGAGUUAUGUGUCUUGGCGGAGGGGCAAAGAUUUUCAAUAGAAAAUUUAUCAAAAGAUGCUCUCAAGUGGCUGAGAGGUUUGACAAACAUAAAUCCGAGGGUUAGACUCGAUAGAAUCAUGCAAAUUGUCUCCUCACACGACGGGCCGUGGGGAGGAGAAGUGGCUAAACAAUUUGGCCUAUCAGGCACUGCAAAUCUAACAGAAGUGCAAGGAAGGGUUCUCGAUCCUCCAGAUCUGAAGGCAGGUCAAGAUAAAAGAGUGAAGUUAGAUCAAAACUGCCAGUGGAACCUGUUGCACUAUCAGCUAUAUGAUCCCAAGGCAAUCAGUUGCUGGGCUAUCAUCAGUUUUGUGCCACCCAACAGAUCCAAAAGCACCAAUCAGAUUUCUCAGUUUGCUCAAGCAUUGACUUCGAGAUGCUAUGACAUUGGUAUUAGCAUAGCACAAAAUCCACUGGACCUCCGUUGCGUAGACAUAAAUUGCUUAUCUGACCAGGAUCAACUUCGAAGGCUUCUUAAGGAUAUUGCAGCCAAGUGCAAUAACAAUCUGCAGGUACUAAUUUGUGUCAUAGCCUAUAAGCAUGCGGGCUACAAGGUUCUUAAGCUUAUAAGUGAAACCGAGGUCGGUAUCAUGACCCAGUGUUGUCUUGGGAACAACAUUGAGAGGCCAAACUCACAGUACCUUGCUAACCUUGCUCUCAAGAUCAAUGCAAAAGUUGGUGGUAGCAAUGUGGCCCUCACCAGUACUCCAAAGGCACAGUGUCUUAGCAAGGACAUGCAUGUCAUGUUCAUGGGUGCUGAUGUGAACCAUCCGAGCCCACGGGACAAGGUCAGCCCUUCCAUUGCUGCUGUUGUGGCCACCAUGAAUUGGCCUGCCGCUAACAUUUACGAGGCCACGAUUAGGUCUCAGGACAACCGUAAGGAAAAGAUUGUGAAUCUUGGUGAUAUGUGCAUAGAGCUUGCACAGAUGUAUCACGAGAGAAACAGAAAAUAUGCAGAAAAGGUUGUCUUUUUCCGGGAUGGUGUUAGUGAAGGGCAAUUCAACAUGGUGCUCAAUGAGGAGUUGGAUGUGAUCAAGGAGGCUUUUGCAAGUAUUAGCUAUAAUCCAUCUAUAACGCUAAUUGUUGCCCAGAAACGGCACCGCACACGACUUUUUCCUGCAGAUCGUCGGGAUGCGACAAAGCAAGGCAAUGUGCCUCCAGGGACCAUAGUUGAUACAAAGAUUGUUCAUGUGAAGGAGUUUGAUUUCUUUCUCUGCAGUCACUAUGGACUGUUGGGGACAAGCAAGCCUACACAUUACCACGUCUUGUUGGAUGAAAAUGUGUUCUCAUCUGAUGAAUUGCAGACACUGGUGUACAAUCUGUGCUUCACGUUUGCCAGGUGCACCAAGCCAGUAUCUUUGGUACCACCAGUAUAUUAUGCAGACCUGGUGGCAUACAGAGGGCGCUUAUACUAUGAUGGGUGGUUGGAAGCACAUUCUUCCUCCUCCUCAUCAUCAUCAUCUUCACCUUUUGGAUUUGACCAUGAAAUGUUCCCCAAGCUACACCGCAACAUAAAACAUAACAUGUUCUUUGGAUGAUAAAAAGAAGUGGUUUUUGAAGUUGUUCCUUUGCAGCUGAUGAUGACUCUUUAUGGUUGUCACUACGAAAUAGUCUUCAUGUUAUGCAUUCAAUAUAGAUGGCGUGAAAUUUGUGAAAAAUUGUGCAGGUCAGUGUUACUUAUGAUUAUAGAUUAAGAUGAGAAUUCUGUGUAUAAUUUUCUAUGAAGCAAGGUGCUGUAAGCAGUUAACGUUUGUAGUGUGUCUAUCUGUUGGUACUAGAGAGAUUAAGGCUAAUCGAAUGCAAGCUUUGGUGGGCUCAGUUCAACUUUA